Messenger RNA from Astyanax mexicanus (Mexican tetra), 4367 nucleotides. It is a transcript of the gene agfg1b, whose product is annotated as ArfGAP with FG repeats 1b. Bases 185 to 1618 code for a protein of 477 amino acids. The record is from RefSeq and is a predicted model, not a curated record. Gene Ontology annotation, molecular function: GTPase activator activity. NCBI's taxonomy places the organism in Eukaryota, Metazoa, Chordata, Actinopteri, Characiformes, Acestrorhamphidae. The transcript is spliced from 12 exons.
ACAGCGAGCCCCUUAAAGGCCUCGGAGUCUGGGCAGAAGCAGAGCGUGUUUAUGGCCGUGCCUGGCGGCUCCAGCCCUUCUGCCCCGCGUUGUGUCCCCUGGUUCGGGGCUGUAGAAGCCUGACCUACCCCCCUACCCCGUCCUUACACCCUCCCCGGAGCCCAACCCGGAGCCUAGCCCGGCCAUGGCUGCGAAGCGGCGGCAGGAGGAGCAGCACCUGAAGCUGCUGCGGGAGAUGCUGACUCUGCCGCCCAACCGGAGCUGCUUCGACUGCGCCCAGAGAGGACCCACUUACGCCAACAUGACCGUGGGCUCCUUCGUCUGCACCACUUGCUCGGGAAUAUUGCGAGGGCUGAACCCACCGCACAGAGUGAAGUCCAUCUCUAUGACCACUUUCACACAGCAGGAAAUUGAGUUCUUACAGAAGCACAGCAACGAGGUGUGUAAGCACAUCUGGCUAGGGCUGUAUGAUGACCGGAGCUCCGCCGUGCCGGAUUUCCGCGAGCCUCAGAAGGUGAAGGAGUUCUUGCAGGAGAAGUACGAGAAGAAGAGAUGGUACGUUCCUCCAGAACAGGCCAAGGUUCUGGCCUCGGUUCAGGCCUCCAUCUCUGGUUCCUCAGCAAGCAGCACAAGCAGCACCCCGGAGGUCCUGCCUCAGCCAAUCAAAACUCUGCACCUAAACAAAACUCCAUCCAGCCAGUCUCCGGUGUCCAGCCGUGUCCAGUCUCAGGCUGCUCUGCAGGAGAAGAAGUUUGACCUGCUGUCUGAUCUGGGUGGAGAUAUCUUCGCCGCUCCUCCGUCUCACUCUGCUGGAACCUCAAACUUUGCCAACUUUGCACAUUUCAACAGACCCUCAGCUCCGAGCAGCUCCUCCACCGACUUUGCCAACUUUGAGGCGUUUGGAAACUCCAGUGUGUCCCAACAUUUCCCCCCACCACCAUCUUCAUCUUCAUCAUUACCACCUCCACCAUCAUCAUCUUCAUCAUCAUCAUCUUCACACCCUCAACCUUCCCUCCAGCCCCCCCAAACAGGAGGAAGUGUGUCCGUGCCCCCACUGCCCACCAUGGCACUGCCCACCGGUCAGCCUGGCAUGUCUGGGCAGGACCGCUACGCCGCUCUGGCAGAACUGGACAGCGCCCUCAGCACAUCCCAUAAAGCUACACAGGGUGUAUUUGAUGCUGUGCCAGGGACUGCAGCACCCCCGCCUCAGCCAGUACUUCCCAGCAUGCAACAGGGUUUUACAGCUGCUCCUUCCACAAAUCCGUUCUUGGCUUCCGGAGUGCCUGCAGAGCCGAUGUCCACCAACCCGUUCCAGACCAACGGUAGAGCCUCCGCUUCAGGGUCCAUGAGCAUGCCGGCUGGUUUUGGGAACACCCCCAGUUACUGCCUGCCCACCAGCUUCAGCGGGACCUUCCAGCAGCCGUUCCCCGGCCAGGGGCCAUUCCACCCCAUCCCGCCCCAGGCCUACCCUCAGCCCAAUGGUGGAUUUCCUGCUUACGGCCAGGCCAAACCUCCCAUGACUUACGGCCAGCCUGCCAUGUCCAGCAACCCGUUUAUGAGUGGAGCCCCAGCUGGACCAUAUCCUACAGGAGGAUCCUCCACCAACCCGUUCCUCUAAACACACACACACACACACACACACACACACUCACACACACACUGAGGUGAUUCUGUUUUAUAUUCACAGCACUGAGCGUAUGAGCGUUAUAGAGUAAGAGUCGUGGAGAGUUUCCCUCACCUCACCCUCGUCUGUGUGUUCAGGAACAAACGCAACAUUUCUGGAGUCUGAGCAGAACUUCCAGAUUCAUGCUCCUCUUCAUCAGUUUGGGGACAGCCUGCGUCCUCUUCAGACCUCAGAUCUUUGUUUUAUCUUGUUAUAGUUUUUUGUUUGGAGUUUGUAUUGCUUAUCAGUUCCAUUUGAAACCCUCCCUGCAGUGUUUUUUUUCAUAGUGAUGAUAAUGAUGAAGCACUUGUGCACUGAUUUAUUUCAGUAUACUUAUCCUCAGCUUCUCCUCAGCUAAAAAUAUUCGUCUUAUUAGAAUUAUUUGAUUUAAAUGUCAUUUCUAAGAGGCGUUACCAAGACCUUUUCUAAAUAUCCUGCCUCCACAACUAAAAAGUGGGGCUUUAAGACUGGGGGUUUGAGACGGAUCCGUUGAGAGUGGGGGUUUCUAAGACGUUGAGAGUGGGCGUUUGAGACGGAUCCGUUGAGAGUGGGGGUUUCUAAGACGUUGAGAGUGGGCGUUUGAGACGGAUCCGUUGAGAGUGGGGGUUUGAGACGGAUCCGUUGAGAGUGGGGGUUUGAGACGGAUCCGUUGAGAGUGGGCGUUUGAGACGGAUCCGUUGAGAGUGGGCGUUUGAGACGGAUCCGUUGAGAGUGGGCGUUUGAGAGGGACUCAUCCAGAGUCUGGUUUUGUUGAGAGUGGUGGUUUUUGGCGAGCUUUUCCAAAAUGAGGGUUUGAGAUGGAGUCGUUCAGAGUGGGGGUUUUAGAUGGACUUGUUCGGAGAGGGGGUUUGACACGAUUUCGCUUAGAAGGGGAUUUGAGAGACUGUCUCGCCCAGAAUGAAGUUGGGGUUUAAGACGGAUCUGUUGAGAGUGGUUUGUGGCAAAUUCACUCAGAAAAGGGGUUUGAGACGGACUUGUCCAGAGUGGUGGUUUGAGAUGGGUCUGGUGCGAAGUGGGGGUUUGAGACAAAUUCACUCAGAAAGGUGUUUAAGAGGGACUCAUCCGGAGUUGGGGGUUUUAAGACAGACUGGUCUGGAGUAGGGAUUUGAGACUGACUAAAAGUGUCUGUUUCAAACUCACACUCCGGACCAGAAUGGUGGUUUGAGACAGAUUUGUUGAGAGUGGCAGUUUAAGAGAUGAGCUUGUCCAGAGUGGGGGUUUGAAAGACCAUUUCGUCCAGAGUGGGGGGUUUUAAACAAUUUCACACAAAGAGGGUUUGAGAGGGAUUCAUCCAGAGUGCGGGUUUGAGUCAGUUUUGUUGAGAGUGGGGGUUUCAGACGUACUAGUUUGGAUUGGUGGACUGGUCUGGAGUAGUGUUUGAGACAAGCUCGUCCAGAGUAGGGGUUUGAGAUGGAGUGGUCCGGAGUGGGCGUUUUAAGACGGGCUGGUCCAAAGUAGGGUUUUGAGAUUGAGUGGUCCAGAGACGGACUCGUCCAGAUUGGGGUUUUGAAUGGACUGGUUCAGAGUGGGGGUUUUAGAGACGGACUCGUACAGAGUGGGGGUUUGAGAGAUGGACUCGUACAGAAUGAUGUGGGGGUUUGAGAGAUGGACUCGUACAGAGUGGGGAUUUGAGAGAUGGACUCGUACAGAGUGGGGGUUUGAAUGGACUCGUACAGAAUGAAGUGGGGGUUUGAGAGACGGACUCGUACAGAGUAGUUUUUUUUUUUUUACCUGCUGUGUGAGCAGAGCCUGUAAAGUAAGAAUAUAUAAAAGCAAAAGAGUCACGAAUGCUGUUGGAGGGUAAUUUCAGAUGCAAUUUUAUCUAUGCUGUAUUUUAUUUUUUACGUUUGUUUAAGUUGCUGGAUUCGUUUGUUGAACAGGUUUGGGCGGGAAAGCAGGCUGUCCCCGAACUUUUGACAGGCAGUGUUUGGCUUUGAUUCAGUAAGUAAUGUUUUACGCCUAGAAGUUAAGCUCCUUGUGCAUAUCAAUAUUUGUAAUUCUUUUUAAAUGCGUUAUUUACGAUGCGAUUGCGAACGUGUGAAGCGGCGAGUUUAGAGACACUGUGAAGAACGAAGCUGACUGAACUCAACUCACCUCAACUGAACUGGACGGUUGAUCUUCUGCGCUGCUCUACAGGACCUCCAGCGCCGCCGAUUUACCGCGACUGAAACCAAAACCGGCGGCGGUACCGAGCGCUGAGCUCCGUACGGAGGAGAGGAAGGCAGGCAGGUGUGUAGCCGGGCCCGACCGAUACAGAUAUUUCCACCAAUACUGAAUUUACACACUUAAAAUGACUGGAAAUGUAUCAAAAACUGAUAAUUCUGAUAUAUAAUUAGGCCCGUCACGAUAACUUUCAUUAUUUAAAAAUGUUCUGCAUUGUGGUUUAAUACUAAACUCAUCCAAACUAGAAAGAAAAGCACAUGGAAUUAUUUACUUCUUCAAAGUACAGUCAACUGGAAUUCAGGCUUUCAGUUAACAGCUGUGCUGAACUCGUCAAGAGUUAAUGAAUACUUAAAUUCCUUGCCUCUUAAUGUGUUUGAGAGCAUCAGUUGUAAAGUUGUGAAGAACAACUACUUUUUUAAGAACUUUGAAAGUAAAAAUACCUUAAUGUUAUAAUAAUAAUAAUAAUAAUAAUAAUAAUAAUAAUAAUAAUGAUGGAACUGGCACUCAUCAGGGCCACUCCAGUAAAAAAAAAAAAGAAAAA